CGGAGAAUUUGCAGUCGUUCUGCUUUGCCUCUUUGGUUGUGUUAUCUUCAACCUUCCAACACCUUCGAGACAAGAAGAAAUAGUGGUGUGGUGUGGUGAUGGCUCCAGUGAUGAAGCCGUCGAGAGGACGAGAGCCAGACGGAUCUGGGUUUCAAUCGAACAAUCUAUGGGUUGGUAGUGUGACGGCAGAGACUACGGAAUCCGAUGUAGCCGAUUUGUUUGGAAGGUUUGGUGAGAUCGACAGAAUCAUGGUAUACUCAUCCCGUAGCUUCGCGUUUCUAUACUACAGGCGUGUUGAAGAAGCUGUGGCGGCCAAGGAAGCGCUUCAAGGUUCUUAUUUGAAUGGGAGUCAGAUUAAGAUCGAAUUCGCUCGACCGGCAAAGCCUUGUAAGAGUCUUUGGGUGGGUGGAAUCAGCCCAAGUGUUUCAAAGGAUGACCUGGAGGCAGAGUUCAGGAAAUUUGGGAAAAUCGAAGAUUUCAGGUUUCUUUGGGAACGCAAGACAGCCUUUAUUGACUUUUAUGACAUUGACGAUGCCAUACAGGCUAAGAGCAUGAACGGAAAGAGAAUGGGUGGUAGUUAUUUGCGAGUUGAUUUUCUUCGAUCACAAGGGCCACGAAAAGAACCAUGGCAUGGCUCUAAUGAUGGCAGGGAUGGCAGUUUGAGUGCUAAACAACAGUACCCUCAGUCAUUUGGAGAUGGUAAAGGAAGCGGCCAACCAAGUAAUGUACUGCGGAUUGGAUACCCUCCUUCUGUUCAGAUUGACGAACAGAUGCUACACAAUAGUAUGAUACUCUUUGGUGAGAUUGAGAGAUGUAUUAGUUACCCAUCAAGGCAUUUUUCGCUUGUGGAGUUUAGGAGCGUUGACGAAGCCCGCUGUGCUAAGGAAGGACUACAGGGAAGGUUAUUCAACAAUCCAAGAAUUACAAUUAUGUACACAAACGAUGACAUUCCCCUUGGACGAGGAGAUGAUACUGGUUGUCAUUCUGGUGCCAAACAAUCAAGGCCUGAGAUGUUUGUCAAUGAUCCUCCAUUCAUGUCUUCACCACAUUCUAGCGGGAUUCUUGGCCCUAUGAGGCCCUUUCGAGGAAGUGUUGAACGUUCACAUAGUGGUGCAGAAUAUAAUGAUGUGGUUGGUACCAAAGGAAGCUGGGGAAGGCCAUCUCCAACUGGAGCUGGAAUACUCCCGUCUCCUGCACCAAAUACAAGGCUACCCGCUAGGUCAAACCUUGGUUCUUGGGAAGGAUAUGAUCCUGCUCAGUUGGAAAGAGAACCCAAAAGAACUCGUAGAGAUGGAUCAGUGGAUACUUUUCCUUCGAUGGGUGUAGAUGAUCGUGUCACUACGUUCAACAGGUCAUACGGGCGUGGGUCAGUUGCAGCGAGGCCUGGCCGUGGUUUUCCUGAUGCUGAUAUUAUGUGGAGAGGAAUCAUUGCCAAAGGUGGAACUCCUGUUUGUCAUGCUCGUUGUGUACCUAUUGGAAAGGGGAUUGAAACUGAAAUCCCUGAGACCGUCAAUUGUUCAGCAAGAACGGGUUUGGAUAUGCUUGCCAAACAUUACACUGAAGCCAUUGGAUUUGAAAUAGUUUUCUUCUUACCAGACAGCGAAGAUGAUUUCGCGUCUUUUACUGAAUUUCUCCGCUACCUUGGUUCAAAGAACCGAGCAGGUGUCGCAAAAUUAGACGAUGGAACUACUUUAUUUUUGGUUCCUCCAUCGGAUUUCUUAACUGAUGUGCUCAAAGUGUCGGGCCCAGAACGGUUAUAUGGUGUUGUUCUCAAGUUGCCCCCACCACAGGUUCCUGCUGUAGCAUCAUAUAGACAAGAAUCUCAUCCCAUUUCUCAAUCGUAUAUAGAUAAAUCUCAGAGUUCACCUGCCAAUUCCCAUCACGGUUUGUAUGCUGCUAGGGAAGAUCGAGCUGUGUUUGAUUACAACAGAGGUAUGCAGGAAGAAUCAAAGCCUCCCCCAAAAUCAAUGCUUGGUCCUUCUAGCGAGCCAUUUUCUGUACCUAACACUGCAAUGCCUCAAUCCGGGGUUAGCCUAACACCUGAGCUUUUAGCCACUCUGGCAUCCUUGCUCCCUACAACUUCUCAACCUACUGCCUUUGAAAGUCACCAAUCCGUUGAACUGUCCAAUGGAGAAGCUCCAUCCAAAGAUUGGAAUCGUGAUCAACCUAUGGUUUCUGACCGAUUAAAUCUAUCAUUCCAACAAUUAGGCAGUCAAUACAAUCCGGUGGGGCAACUACCUCCUCCUCCUCCUCUUCCUCCUCCUCCUCCAAUGCAUUAUCUUCCGGUGUCAAGCACACAGAGCCAUUCCAGUGGGAUGGUCCAUGGUGGUAUGCAGUAUCAAGCACCAUUUGUUAGUACACCUCCGCAAGCUCCGUUACCUAUUCCUCCAUCGAAGAAUUAUGCAAUCUACUCUCAAGGAUCACAUCAAGCUGUAUCUCAACCCAUGAGACAGCAAUACCAGCCUGAAGCUCCCAUGCUUCAUCAAACCUACAUGCCGGCCCCUAUAGCUGAGAACCCUGGUGUGCAUGGUUAUCAGGAUUAUGAGCAAGGUAAUUAUCAUGGUCUGACAAAUAAUCAAGGGCUUAAGGCAAAUCGUUCCCAGUCUCAAGCUGAGAUGCCUCCACUAGCGAACAUGACAAACUUGGAUCCGUCGAGCCAAGCACAGCAGCAGCUUCAGUCAUUUCUCCCUGGAGCUGGACAAGGUACAUCAGAUGGUGAGGUCGAUAAGAACCAGCGAUAUCAGUCUACUCUACAGUUUGCGGCUAACCUUCUUCAACAGAUUCAGCAACUGCCAUCAAAUGCUUCGACUGGACAAGGCCCUGGAGACUAGCUCCACAUGCCCCCAUCACUAUUCUUGCUCUUUGGCAUGUGAUAAAGUGAUUUCUGUUUUCUACUCGUCUUGCAUAUCCGCGCCGUGCUGAGUUUAGCUGGGUAUUAGGUUCUUGUGCUGUGAUGUCUCCUGCUAGGUUUUGUCUUCGUGAACAAAUUAUCUGGCGAAACUGUUUAGUGUGUGUGAUAUCUGAAGCUUAUCAACGCUGCAUCUCUUUAUAGAAACCGUGGAAAAAUACAAGAUUGAACUGUACACAAGUUCUCUGUGUGUGUCCACAGACUUGUCUUGCUAUAUACAUCUCAAUGAAAAUGAUCUUUUACAAUCUCAAUAAUAAUCGACAGGUGGGUUUUAGUUUUGGACAUGCCGUUACUGUUAUGUUGGAAUGGAGAAAGUGUGUUGCCGAAAGACGACGUCGCAUAGAGGCUUAUUUCCGAACCAGACGACAACACAUGGGGGCAUCGCUAUGAUCAACCAACUGUUUUCGUUUUGGCAAACAAAAAAAAAAAUCUGUGUUUAUAUUAAUUGUUUGCAUUCUACCGUUUCUAGGCUGUACAAGUUGUCUGAUUCUAGGUUUUUAUUGAGUAAAUUAGAAUUCUUAUA
Camelina sativa (false flax) is the source of this 3431-nucleotide messenger RNA. RefSeq names its product flowering time control protein FPA. Gene Ontology annotation, molecular function: RNA binding. NCBI's taxonomy places the organism in Eukaryota, Viridiplantae, Streptophyta, Magnoliopsida, Brassicales, Brassicaceae. The record is from RefSeq and is a predicted model, not a curated record.